ACCAGGGGCCGGGAUCGGGGUCCGGGCUGGGGAGGGGAACCUGGGCGCCUGGGACCGGCCGAUGCCCCCUGCCCCGCCCAGGGGUGAAAGCGGGUGUGAGGAGCGCGGCGCAGCAGGUCAUAUUGAACAUUCCAGAUACCUAUCAUUACUCGAUGCUGUUGAUAAAAGCAAGAUGGCUUUGAACUCAGGGUCACCGCCAGGUUUUGGACCUUACUAUGAAAACCAUGGAUACCAACCGGAAAACCCCUAUCCCGCACAGCCCACUGUGGCCCCCAGUGUCUACGAGGUGCAUCCGGCUCAGUACUACCCGUCCCCCGUGCCCCAGUACGCCCCGAGGGUCCUGACGCAGGCUUCCAACCCCGUCGUCCGCACGCAGCCCAAAUCCCCUUCGGGGACAGUGUGCACCUCAAAGACUAAGAAAGCAGUGUGCAUCACCUUGACCCUGGGGGCCUUCCUCGUGGGAGCUGCGCUGGCCGCUGGCCUACUCUGGAAGUUCAUGGGCAGCAAGUGCUCCGACUCUGGGAUAGAGUGCGACUCCUCAGGUAUCUGCAUCAGCGCCUCUAACUGGUGCGAUGGCGUGUCACACUGCCCCAGCGGGGAGGACGAGAACCGGUGUGUUCGCCUCUACGGACCAAACUUCAUCCUUCAGGUGUACUCAUCUCAGAGGAAGUCCUGGCACCCUGUGUGCCAAGACGACUGGAACGAGAACUAUGGGCGGGCGGCCUGCAGGGACAUGGGCUAUAAGAAUAGUUUUUACUCUAGCCAAGGAAUAGUGGAUGACAGCGGAGCCACCAGCUUUAUGAAACUGAACACAAGUGCCCGCAAUGUCGAUAUCUAUAAAAAACUGUACCACAGUGAUGCCUGUUCUUCAAAAGCAGUGGUUUCUUUACGCUGUAUAGCCUGCGGGGUCAACUUGAACUCAAGCCGCCAGAGCAGGAUCGUGGGCGGCGGGAGCGCGCGCCUGGGGGCCUGGCCCUGGCAGGUCAGCCUGCAUGUCCAGAACGUCCAUGUGUGUGGAGGCUCCAUCAUCACCCCCGAGUGGAUCGUGACAGCCGCCCACUGCGUGGAGAAACCUCUUAACAAUCCAUGGCAUUGGACGGCGUUUGCGGGGAUUUUGAGACAAUCUUUCAUGUUCUAUGAAAGCGCACACCAAGUAGAAAAAGUGAUUUCUCAUCCAAAUUAUGACUCCAAGACCAAGAACAAUGACAUUGCGCUGAUGAAGCUGCAGACGCCUCUGACUUUCAAUGACUUUGUGAAACCAGUGUGUCUGCCCAACCCAGGCCUGAUGCUGGAGCCAGAACAGCACUGCUGGAUUUCCGGGUGGGGGGCCACCGAGGAGAAAGGGAAGACCUCAGACGUGCUGAACGCUGCCAUGGUGCGUCUCAUUGAGACGCAGAGAUGCAACAGCAGAUAUGUCUAUGACAAUCUGAUCACACCAGCCAUGAUCUGUGCCGGCUUCCUGCAGGGGACCGUCGAUUCUUGCCAGGGUGACAGUGGAGGGCCUCUGGUCACUUCGAAAGACAAUGUCUGGUGGCUGAUCGGGGAUACAAGCUGGGGUUCUGGCUGUGCCAAAGCUUACAGACCAGGAGUGUACGGGAAUGUGACGGUAUUCACGGACUGGAUUUAUCGCCAAAUGAGGGCAAACGGCUAAUCCGCAUGGUCUUUGUCCUUGAUGUCAUUCUACAAGAAAACAAAGGGGCUGGUUUUGCUUCCCCGUGCGUGAUUUACUCUUAGAGAUGAUUCAGAGGUCACUUCAUUUUUAUUAAACAGUGAACUUGUC
Molecule: messenger RNA, 1780 nt
Organism: Symphalangus syndactylus (siamang)
Lineage: Eukaryota; Metazoa; Chordata; Mammalia; Primates; Hylobatidae
Gene: TMPRSS2
Product: transmembrane serine protease 2
Biological process (GO): proteolysis
Cellular component (GO): membrane
Molecular function (GO): protein binding; serine-type endopeptidase activity
Source: RefSeq, a predicted model, not a curated record